Messenger RNA from Ornithorhynchus anatinus (platypus), 1378 nucleotides. RefSeq lists its product as uncharacterized. The record is from RefSeq and is a predicted model, not a curated record. Lineage: Eukaryota; Metazoa; Chordata; Mammalia; Monotremata; Ornithorhynchidae. Bases 61 to 711 code for a protein of 216 amino acids. The transcript has 6 exons.
GGGCCGGGCGCCCCGCCGGAAUGGGCAGGGGGCCGCAGGCGACGAGGGGAGGGCAGAACCAUGGACCAGCUGCUUGCCUUUCUGUCCCCUCAAGGCCUUCCACUUUCGGACCUCAACGACGAGGACUUACAGAACCUGGUGCCGUUGCUGUCUUGCCGAGUGACCGAAGAGGAAGCGGCGCUGAGCCUGCUGGAGGAUGAGGUCCUCCAUCUCCAGGAGGAGAUCGCCGAGAGCGCCGCCGAGAGAGCCCGCUAUGCGUCCGUCACCGCCCACUUGGCCCUGCCGCCGCCUUCCUUCUGGGACCAGGAAGAGCAGGACCCUCCACAGCAGGAGCCCCACUGGCCCCAGGCCUCGGACCCCGAACACCCUGCCAGGGAGGAAAGCGAGGCGGCAGAGGGGCAGACAGAAACGACCACGGUCGCCGAGACGAAGACCGCCUUGACCGCCGAGACGGAGAGCGCCGUGGCCUCGCUGAGGCAGCGAGGGGAGGCCCUGAGGCAAGAGAAGCACCAGCUGUUGGACCGUCUGGAGGUGGCACAGGCAGCCCUGAGCCAGGCACAGGGGGACUGGCGGGCAGCCAAGGCGCAGCUGGCUCGUUUGGAGAAGGAACAAUCCGGAGCCACGUCCGAGAGGAAGAGCGGGACGGACCGGAAGUUGGACGCCCAGAUUAGGGAGCUGAAGAUCCUGGAAGCCCUCACUGAGAAGCAGUGAGCCGCUACUGCCGGGGGUCCCCUCGGACCAUUCCGCCCCCGGGCCUCCUCGGCCUGGAGUCGUCAGUUGUCCGGACUGUGGACCGGGCAGAUAGGCGGUGCCCGGACUGAGCAAGGGUCAGUGGGUUCUUGGGUUUAGGUGGGUGGGGUCGGACUGCCGGAGAGACCAUCCCCACCCCGUCUCCGAACCCCAGCGCUCCUCCACGGUGCAGAGUGGGGAAAGAGAGGCCGAGCAGAGGCAGGAGAAGGGCCUGUAGGGGGGCUGAGCUGGAGCUCAGCGUCAUCGGCGAUGGGCUGGAGUCCCCGCCCUGGGGGCUGUCACUAGUGACGGCCGGGGUCCCCUGGGCCGACAGCACUCGAACACGGCACCGGUGACAGGGGUCGGCGUCCCCAAAGGGGGGGUCAAGCCCGGGUCUCUGUGGCCCCGGUCCCCACAGGGAGAUGACCCAGGCCCGGCUGGGAUGGUGUUGGGCAAGAUAAAUGGCAACGGAGUGUGGUGACCUGGAAGCCAUUUCUGCAGGCAGGGCUGGGGGUGCUAAUGGCUGAAAGUGGCCAGGGGAGGCAGGGGAUUGGUGGGGACCCCUUGGCUCCAGCCACAUAUCUGUAAUUUGCCCAAAUCUACAUCUCCACCCCUGAACGCUCUCCCUCUCUCCUGGCUUGCAUCUCCU